UGUGUGGUGGGCUUUAAUAAAUUAUAAUAAACUGUCAAAAAGAAAUGUUGAAAAACUACAUUUUAAAUUAAUUUUAAUAAAUUUUGUAUAUAAAUAAGUAAUGAUUAAAUUCCCUUAAUCUAUAUAAAAAUUCUAUACUUUUUUAUAUUUUACAAUAUAGUUUAUAAAAUUAACAAUGAAGAAUUUAAUGUUUGUGUUUUGUAUUGUUUACGUGUCAGGAACACUGUCACCUCAAUCAGAAAAAAAUGUUAAAAAGGAGAAAAACAAAAUUGAGAAUAAAAAAGGUCCUGUGGAUCAGGAUGUUUUUGACAGAGGUUUAGUGAGAAAUGACUCCAAAGCACAUGAUAUUUUAAGAGAAUCGGGUCUUUAUUUUAAAGAUACUGAAAGAAAACGAUUUUCUGGUGAUGUUCUUGGCUACAUUACACCGUGGAACGGUCAUGGAUAUAAUGUGGGAAAAUUAUUUUCUAAUAAAUUUACAAUGCUUUCUCCUGUUUGGUUCUCAUUGCCACCUACAAAAGGAUCUAAAUUCUCAUUAUCAACUCAUGAUGUACAAAAAAAAUGGUUAAAAGAGAUAAAACAGUCAGAUAAAGGAAAUAAUAAAGUCAAGAUUCUACCUCGUGUUCUUUUCGAAAAUUGGUCAUUUGAUGAAGUUUCCAAUUUGCAUUUAAAUAGAGAUACAAUGGUACAAUUAAUAAAAACUCUUAGCAAAACUGCCGAGACAUAUCAGUUAGAUGGCUAUGUUUUUGAGAUAUGGACCCAAUUUUUAUUUUUAGGAGUUAAUCGAAUAGUUAUCACUGAAAUUGUCAAAGAAAUUGCAGAUGCUUUAAGAGAUAGAGAAUUAGAUACGAUUCUAGUUCUCCCACCGUGGAGAGAAAACGGCGAUGAAUUGUUUAAAAAAAAACAUUUUGAUCUAUUAUCAUCGAGUAUCACUGCAUUUUCAUUGAUGACAUAUGAUUAUUCAAAUGUUCAGCAACCCGGUCCAAAUGCUCCUGUUAGUUGGAUUAAAAAAUGCGUUAAAGCACUUGUACACGAUAAUAAAGAUCCGCAAAGAGCUAAAAUUCUCAUGGGACUUAAUUUCUAUGGGAAUAAUUAUACGCCUGAUGGUGGCGGUGCCAUUGUUGGUUCACAAUAUCUUCAAUUACUUGAAUCUUAUAAAGGAAAAUUAAAAUGGGAUGAUAAAAACAAAGAAAACUUCUUUGAAAUAAAAAAUAAAAAUCCUGGAUACGUUUUCUAUCCAACAUUAUAUUCAAUUGAACAAAGACUGAAACUCGCUACAAAAUUGGGAACUGGAAUUGCCAUUUGGGAAUUGGGACAAGGUCUCGAUUAUUUUUACGAUUUACUUUAAGAAUUAAU
This is a messenger RNA of Leptopilina boulardi, 1353 nucleotides long. Its product is annotated as chitinase domain-containing protein 1. Gene Ontology annotation, cellular component: extracellular region. Gene Ontology annotation, biological process: carbohydrate metabolic process. Gene Ontology annotation, molecular function: oligosaccharide binding; chitin binding. The transcript has 7 exons. NCBI's taxonomy places the organism in Eukaryota, Metazoa, Arthropoda, Insecta, Hymenoptera, Figitidae. The coding region runs from base 176 to 1345 and encodes 389 amino acids. The record is from RefSeq and is a predicted model, not a curated record.